UUCUCAUUCUGAUAUAUUCUUAGAAAUUGCUCCAAAAUUAUCAAUGAUAGUGAUUUUAUUUUUAUUUUUAAUGAACCGAUUUACAAAUUCAUUUAAAGAAUCGAUUCAUUAAAAAAUCGUACUCAAAAGAUUGUAUCUACCGAGAAUUGAUUCAUCAUCGAGAAUAAUUUAUAUUACAGUUUUUAAUACUUUAUCUAUUGCAAAAAAAAAAAGAUUUUUAAAUGAGAAAUGACAUUUAAAUAAAUUUAGUGAUCUAACCUAGAAAUGACUAUUUGUGGAAAUAUUAUAUAUAUAUAUAAAGUUUAUUAAUACUUACUAUACAUAUCAUUUGGAAUGUCAGAUAUAACUAUUGUUCAAAUAUUAAAUGAAAUUGAUCAGAUACAGUAUAUCUUAUAUACCGAAUGGAAAAAUACAUGUUUUAAGAUCAUGUUAUUUAAAUCUUCUGCAGUUCCAUUAACGGGAGAGAUGCCUGAAAAUGAUAUAAAUUAUUAUUCGCAAGAACAUUCAAAGUCAUUUAAUGAAUAUUUGAAAGAAACCAAAGAUAUUUUUUCUGGUAAGAAUACAGAUAUACAAUAUUUCUUUCAAGAUAAUAAAUUUGAAUGGAGAAGAAAUAAACGAUGGAUUUUAGGAAAAAUUACAAUAUUUCCCAUUUCCAAUAUUGUUCUUAUAUCUGAAAUUUUAUAUGAUAUAUUGAAACAACAACAACAUUUACAAAAAGUAAUUUCAGAAUUAAGAAAAGAAAAUGAAUUAUUGACAGAUAACAAUAAAGAAUUAAGCGUUAAUAUAGAGAAAAUGAUCGAAAUGAAAAAUAAUAUGGAAAAGGAAUUAUAUAAAAAAUUUAUCUUAAUUUUAAAUGCAAAAAAGAAAAAAAUUAGGGAAUUAGAAGAUAGUUUGAAAAAUACAAAAUAUGGACAAAAGUCAGUAUUUGAUGUAUCCACAGAUCAAAGUGAAGAUUCAGAUACGGACGAUAAAAGUACAAAAAAUAUUAAAUUACACGUAGAAAAACCAAUAUCUUAUCGAUGCAUGAAUAAAAAUAAGGAUUCAGAUAAAAAAAGUAAAAAAUCUUUUUAUGUUCCUCACAAAGGAAGUAAACUUAAUAGUAGAAGUAUUGUAAAUGAAAUGGAAGCAACGACUAGUAGAACAAUUGAAAAACAAAAUUAUUUUGAUAGCAUUCGAAAUGAGAAAAUGAAAUCUGUAUCUACAACAUCAUCAAAGUCAAGUAAGGACAGCGAAGAUGAAUAUGAAUUACGAUUGUCAGAGACAUGUACUGACAAACAUAAUUUAGAUUUUACAGAAGAAUUAGAAGAAGAAUUAUUUUCUUAAUAAAAAUUUUUAAUAUUAUACAUAUUAUAUAGUACAUACACUAUUCAUAAUUUAUGUACAAAGAAUGUGCAAUUUAUUUAAUA
Molecule: messenger RNA, 1406 nt
Organism: Vespa mandarinia (Asian giant hornet)
Lineage: Eukaryota; Metazoa; Arthropoda; Insecta; Hymenoptera; Vespidae
Product: DNA repair protein XRCC4
Biological process (GO): positive regulation of ligase activity; DNA recombination; double-strand break repair via nonhomologous end joining
Cellular component (GO): nucleus; DNA-dependent protein kinase-DNA ligase 4 complex; DNA ligase IV complex
Molecular function (GO): DNA binding
Source: RefSeq, a predicted model, not a curated record